AUGAAACAGGGCGGACUUGGGCAGGAGACUCUGAGCAUGUGCACCAUGUACCGGUCCGGGCUGACACUGCUGGCCCUGCGUCAGUUGAAGCUCUGUGCGCUGGGUUCUGACACGCCGGACGACAGCUGGCAUGCAGCCAGGGCACGCACGGAGCUCACCCGGACAAUCGCUCUUCCGAACCCAUCGGCGAUGCCAUUGGAGGGCGGGCCCAGUAGGCGGGGCCUCAUUGCCGCGCGAUUCAACAGCCUGAUGGAGUCGACACUGCACUUGUCUGGUGGGUACCGAGGGCCAGACUCACAGUUCGCGGCGCGGAUCCUGAAUACCCUCGUCAUGCCCCUGGCUGUGGCUGGCAGCUCGCCCGUGCUGUUCCACGAUCUUGCGCGGAUAAUCGGCAUGGAUCUCCGGUGUCCCCGCGUGGCCAGGACGAUCGUCGACCUUGUUUCAUUGCGAUUCGAUGCUAUUUGGGCGCACCACAGCGAGUGCAGCGUCUGGCAGCGCGACUGGUCUCGAUUGCAGAACACCGGAGUGUGCGUGGUCGACGCCAUACCUGGCGCCAAUGGCCCGGUCGCUUCGCAUGCGGAUCCAGCAUGCGUACAGGACGAGCCUUCGAUUGUCAAGGCGGGCGGCUGUGGGAUUGACGAUUGCGUGUAUGGUAACAGCAGGGAGCGUGCUUUGCGACAGCUGAGGGUGCUGGGCGACGAUUUGGAGCGGCGGCAGGCGGAAAAGGCUAGGGCUGCUCUUGCUGCAAAGGAUCGCGCGGACAGGGUUACAAAGCCUGCCCCUACGGAAUCUGUAUCCAUACCGGCACCUGCACCAGAGACUGCGUCCAAGUCUGCCCUCGGCAGUUCUAUUUUUGGAAAAGUUGAGGAGGACGAGCUUGGAUUCAUGCUGUUGCGGCGCCGGCGAUCUCGCGCAAACCAGCGAUGA
This is a messenger RNA of Kickxella alabastrina, 927 nucleotides long. RefSeq lists its product as uncharacterized. The transcript is spliced from 2 exons. The coding region runs from base 1 to 927 and encodes 308 amino acids. The record is from RefSeq and is a predicted model, not a curated record. NCBI's taxonomy places the organism in Eukaryota, Fungi, Kickxellomycota, Kickxellomycetes, Kickxellales, Kickxellaceae.